AUGCAGUACGCCGUCGGCGAGAAGGUGCUCCUCGAGGAGGUGUCCGUCGUCUUCCAGCCGCGGCAUCUGACGGCCCUCAUGGGGCCCUCGGGCGCGGGCAAGACGACCCUCAUGAACGUCAUCAGCGGCCGCGCGGGCGGGAAGAUCCUCAAGGGCGGCGUCCUCGUGAACGGCGCGCCGACGACGCCGAAGAAGCUCCGCCUGCUCAUGAGCUACAUGCCCCAGGAGGACGUGCUCUAUCCGUCGCUGACCGUCAAGCAGACCCUCUACUACAGCAGCUUCCUCCGGUGCCCCGAGAAGUGGAGCCGCGAGGCGAAGACGGAGCGCGUCGACGUCAUCCUCUCGAAGCUCAACCUCAAGCACGUCGAGAACGGCAUCAAGCCGGGCAUCAGCGGCGGCCAGAAGAAGCGCGUGUCCAUCGGCAUGGACCUCCUGGCGAACUGCUCCGUCAUGUGCCUCGACGAGCCGACGACGGGCCUCGACGCCGCGGCGGCGCUGAGCAUCGCGGACGUCGUCAUGUCCCUGGCCAAGGUCACGGGGCGGACCAUGGUCUGCACGAUCCACCAGCCGACCUGGGAGCUCAUCUCGCGCUUCGACCAGCUCACGAUCCUCGUCCAGGGCCGCCUCGCGUUCUGCGAGCAGCCCGCGCAGCUCGCGCCGUUCUUCGCGGGCGGCGGCCACCCGUGCCCGGGCAACGAGAACCCCAUCGACUUCGCCAUG
This is a messenger RNA of Aureococcus anophagefferens, 720 nucleotides long. RefSeq lists its product as hypothetical. The transcript is spliced from 2 exons. The record is from RefSeq and is a predicted model, not a curated record. NCBI's taxonomy places the organism in Eukaryota, Pelagophyceae, Pelagomonadales, Pelagomonadaceae. Gene Ontology annotation, molecular function: ATP binding; ATP hydrolysis activity. The annotation marks the transcript as partial.